This is a messenger RNA of Aspergillus thermomutatus, 2460 nucleotides long. It is a transcript of the gene PYR9, whose product is annotated as cytochrome P450. NCBI's taxonomy places the organism in Eukaryota, Fungi, Ascomycota, Eurotiomycetes, Eurotiales, Aspergillaceae. The transcript is spliced from 7 exons. The record is from RefSeq and is a predicted model, not a curated record. The coding region runs from base 1 to 2460 and encodes 819 amino acids. Gene Ontology annotation, molecular function: oxidoreductase activity, acting on paired donors, with incorporation or reduction of molecular oxygen; heme binding; iron ion binding.
AUGAUCAGAUUUGAAGAUGCUUCCAUAGGGACUGUAUGGGUGACUUGUGUGCUUGCGGUGGGCCUGUAUUUCCUUCGAUCGAGACUCCUGGGCUACCAAUUUGAUGGGUUUCCCAGUGUCAAUCCUCGAAAGCCCUGGGAAGUCGUCAAUGUCUUCGCGCACAGGAGGUUCCAGCAAAAUGGUCCCGAGUAUCUGCAAGCUGGGUUUGCAAAGGUCUGUUCUAUCCAGGCAACUGCAUCAUGGCGCGAGUGGAAACUAAAGGCAUCACAGUCGCCCAUCUUCGGCGUGGUCACCGACCUGGGGCCCAAACUAGUGGUGUCCGGGGCCUUCAUCGAGGAAUUCAGGGAUGAAAAGCUCUUGGACCAUUACAGGGCGAUGGUCGAGGACUUUAUGGCAGAGGUACCCGGCUUCGAGUCGAUGUUUCUGGGGAACCUUCACAAUACGAUUCUGCGCGAUGUGAUUUCCGUCAUCACGCGAGAACUAGAACAGUUUACGCUUCCUCUCUCGGAUGAAGUGUCUGCGGCUCUGGUAGAUACGUGGUCAGAUUCACCAGACUGGUACCAGGUGACGCUGCUUCCCAGUAUGCUGGGGCUGAUUGCAAAAGUCUCGUCUCUCGUGUUCGUGGGCGAACCGUUGUGCCGUAAUCCAGCCUGGCUGGAGACAGUCGUUAAUUUCACCAUCGUUCGACACCACGCAAUUCUAGCUCUCCACAUGUGCCCUGCUGUGCUUCGACCUGUCCUGCACUGGCUUCUCCCUCCAUGCCAGAAACUCCGUCAGGAGAUCAAGACAGCACGGGGACUGAUCAGUUCAGCUCUGGAAGAAUCGAGAAAGAACCCGCGCCCUGACACAUUCUCCAGCCUCGCCUGGGUCGACGCUUUCGCCAGUGGCAAUAAGUAUGAUGCAGCCAUGGUGCAGCUACGACUGGCGAAUGCGUCCAUCCAUUCCAGCGCCGAUCUCUUGACCAAGGUGCUCAUCAACCUAUGCGAGCAGCCGGGCUUGAUUCAGGACCUACGGGAGGAGGUGAUUUCGGUCCUCGGGGAGAAUGGAUGGCGAGCCUCGACACUGAAUCAACUCAAGCUCCUUGAUAGUGUUCUGAAAGAGAGCCAGCGACUGCAUCCAAUCACCACUGGUACGUUUUCGCGCUUUACCCGGCAGAACAUCAAGCUGGCCAAUGGCACGGAGAUUCCCACGGGAACGCCUGUCAUGGUGACCAACGACGUCGCGGGGGAUGCUUCCAUCUAUCCUCAUCCCGAGGUCUUUGAUGGGUACCGGUACUUGAGAAUGCGUGAAGGAGCCGACAAGAACCGAGCACCGUUCACAACGACGGGCCAAAAUCACCUGGGUUUUGGGUACGGGAAGUAUGCCUGUCCUGGUCGAUUCUUUGCUGCUACCGAGAUCAAGAUAGCGCUGUGCCAUAUGUUGCUGAAGUAUGAAUGGAGGCUAGUGAAGGACAGCCCGCAUGAUGUGCUCACGAGUGGGUUCGCGUCGUACCGUGACCCAAGAGCAAGGAUAGAAGUUCGCAGACGUGCGCCGGUUCUAGAAGAACUUGAAGUAUUGACUCGAAAGAGAAACCAGGGCCAUCGAACACUGUAUAACCUUCCGAACAUCCUUCUGGACAGCAUUUUCUUGACAGCAAAUCCCACCGUCUUACCACCAUCCUCGCUGACACUUUCCGUCCACAACUUGCUUCACUUCCUAUACCGCACUUCUUUCAAAGAAAGAACAGCUGCUACCAUGGACGGGUGGUCGGACAUCUCAUCGGCGCCUCCCGAGUACAGAGAUGUUGCCUGGAUAGCGGAUCGGGCCCUGUUGGCCCAAGGAUUGGGAUGGUCUAUCAACUACCUGGCCAUGAUAUACCAAUCUUACAAGGACCGCACCUACGGCAUGGCCAUCCUGCCACUGUGCUGCAACUUCGCCUGGGAGUUCGUCUACAGCGUCGUCUACCCUUCUCAAAAUCCCGCCGAGAGGGCCGUGCUCACAACAUGGAUGAUCCUGAACCUCUUCCUCAUGUAUACGGCUAUCAAGUUCGCCCCCAACGAAUGGCAGCACGCCCCGCUCGUCCGGCAGUGCCUUCCAUGGAUCUUCCCCGUGGCGAUUGCGGCCUUUACAGCGGGCCACCUGGCACUGGCAGCGACGGUGGGAGUGGGCAAGGCGGCCAACUGGGGCGCCUUUCUGUGCUUUGAGCUGUUGACCGCGGGUGCAGUCUGCCAGCUCAUGAGCCGAGGUUCCAGCCGGGGGGCUUCGUACACGAUCUGGCUUUCGAGAUUCCUGGGUUCGUACAUCGGUGGUAUCUUUCUCCAUGUGCGGGAAACGCAUUGGCCGCAGGAGUUCGGCUGGAUCAGUCACCCUUUCGUCGCCUGGCAUGGUAUCAUGUGUUUCUCCCUGGAUAUUGCCUAUGUGGUUCUUCUUUGGCGCAUUCGUCGGCAGGAGCACCGAAGCCAAUCGCGGAAAGCUCUAUGA